This is a messenger RNA of Giardia duodenalis, 390 nucleotides long. Its product is annotated as Ferrihemoglobin reductase. The transcript has a single exon. NCBI's taxonomy places the organism in Eukaryota, Fornicata, Diplomonadida, Hexamitidae. The record is from RefSeq and is a predicted model, not a curated record. The coding region runs from base 1 to 390 and encodes 129 amino acids. Gene Ontology annotation, molecular function: heme binding.
AUGGCAUCGCAUGGCAGAGUCCACCGAGCGACGCAGGAGUUUCUCGACCUGUACAGCAGUGCGAAGAUACCCACAAAACAAGAGCUCGCCGCGAACCCCAUCACGCCCGAAGAAGUGCUUCGGCACAGGGACGUCAAUGACUGCUGGGUCAGCCACAAGGGAAUAGUUUAUAACCUCACGCCUUACCUUAGAUAUCACCCAGCCGGUAUUGCGCCCAUAGAGGAUUACUAUGGCUAUGACAUAACGGCAGUCACAGCGGCCGUGCACGGAUUUGUCCAGGUGGAGCAAAUAAUUGCCCCUUUGGCCGUAGGGGUUCUGAACGGAGACCCCUGUGUACCCCCUGAGAAGAAGCUGAAGGUGGAAACGGGUGUUCUACGGAGGCGGUACUAG